Molecule: messenger RNA, 485 nt
Organism: Guyanagaster necrorhizus
Lineage: Eukaryota; Fungi; Basidiomycota; Agaricomycetes; Agaricales; Physalacriaceae
Exons: 3
Coding region: 110-307 (65 amino acids)
Source: RefSeq, a predicted model, not a curated record
CAUGGCGCGUCGAUGACAAUGCUAUCGAUAUCCUCCACCAGCGCCUAGGGAGGGGAUUACUCGUAUAAAAGGACGAAAAUCUCUCCUAGUCGUAUCCUUCAGCAUCACAAUGUCUGCCCCAACUGCUACUCAAUACACCACUGCCGAGACUUCCUCUGUCGCCGGCGGACAACUCGUCGGCCGCUCCAACAAGGGCGCCGUCGCUCCCAAGGAAGCUUUGAAGCUUUGCUUGGACCUCAACCUCGAGGUUGAGAUCGCCAUUCAGGCCAAGGUCAAUGGUGACAUCACCUUGUCACUCCUUGAGUAAAUGUGCUCUCGAUCCGUUCGGAUGGAACUGCCGACAUUUUUGGGUUUUCAUAGAGAGAGAUCCAUUUGUUCGUUUGGAAAACCAUCGACUCAAUGCGGUUGAGGUUGUACAUACUAGUGUUUGGGGAGGGUUCUACAUCUGUGACAUAUGAAUAUCAGUGGUUUUUUUUUGGGUCAAC